AUGUCCUCAAAAAAAUUCAAAGGUUUAAAGUCGAAAUCAUCGAAAUCCUCUAAAAAUGCAAAAAUAAAUGUGAACAAAAGGGAGGUUAAAAUUUUACCCAUCGUCAACAAUGUCAACGAAGAGGAUGCUGAAAUUUCAGAAGAGGAUGUCGAAUUUUUCAAAGAGCACGCUCAGUACACGGAAUUUCUGAAUAAAAUCGAUCCGGUAGCUUUACACAAGCAAAGUAUCUUUAUAACUUCUCACGGGAAUAACGGGAAGGAUAUGAAUAAGGGAAAACCCGCAAAAAAUCCUAGACUCGUCAAAGAAAUAAAAAACUCUCCUUCAUCAAGCAGUGAAAGUGAGAGCGAAGGGGAAACGGAGGGUCCCGGUUCAGAAGAAAACGAAAAUCCAAAGGCGGACUCUGAUACUGAACAGGAAUAUGAAAAGACACCUCGCAUAAAUAGAACUUGGGCACACAAAGAACCGGUGAAACUUCCGAUCAAGUUACCGGAUGGAAAGCUCCAACAGCAGGAUCCUGUGGCGAGAUCGGAAAUUAAUACAGAAGAUGAAGUCGACGAAAGUUCAACAUCGGCUUCUGUUUUUGAGAGUGCAGUUGAGGUAAACGGACGUUCAGAAGAUGACGAGAAACCUUUGCCCGACCAAAGAAUACCGGACAAGUUGUAUGUCAUUCAAAAGAAAGAAGAAUUGGCAGAUAUUGCUCAAAAAAUUAUUGAGAAUCCCGAGAAAAAUAUUGGUGAACUCAAAGCUUUGCGAGAAAUUGCGACUGAUCAAAGACUUACGAUCAGGAGGCUUGCAUUGUUGGUUCAGCUAGCGGUAUACAAGGAUAUUAUACCUGGUUAUCGAAUUCGACAAUUGACGGACAAAGAAAAAACUGCGCAGGCAGUUGUGGACAAAGAUGAAAGGGAGAAGCUCCAUACGGAGACACUGAAGUUGGUUUUUAUUGCAUAUUUUCGAAUACUAAAACAUGCCAGUUCAUCGCCGCUAUUAUUACCUGUCCUGGAAGGAUUGGCAAAGUUAUUUGCACACCUCAUCAAUGUGGACUUUUUCAACGAUUUGUUAGAAUCACUAAAGAAGAUAAUGGGGAGCGCUCUCGACUUUGUUGAUGACGAUUAUUCUCGAAGGAUGGAUACCAGAAAGGGGGAAGCGCUCAACGUCGACCUAAAGGACUUUUACGCGCAAUUAUAUAAACUCUUGAUUCCACUCGCGCUAAAUGUGAACAUCGAAGAAAGAAAACAAAGUUUGGAAAGCGGAAGUGAGAGAGAAUGCAGCAAUGCACAUAGUAUGGCUACUGAGUACCAAUUAUUGAUGAAGGGAUUUGACUUCAUGUUUUUUAGGCGAAGGACGCAACAAUCCAAGUUAGACGCGUUACUCACCUCGGAUGAUAGGGUAUGUAGCGGCAUCUAUCGACCGGAAUUAGAUGAUCCCGAAUUGUGCAAUCCGUUUGCAACUAGCUUAUGGGAGUUGAGCUUACUUGAGACACAUUACGAUCCGAAGGUACGUGCUGCCGCGCGUGCUCUGUCAACGACUACAAAGGAGAAUGGAAUGUUUGUUAAACGAUGA
Messenger RNA from Acaulospora colombiana, 1560 nucleotides. Lineage: Eukaryota; Fungi; Glomeromycota; Glomeromycetes; Diversisporales; Acaulosporaceae. The record is from the annotation of a GenBank genome assembly.